Messenger RNA from Cucurbitaria berberidis CBS 394.84, 1601 nucleotides. RefSeq names its product phosphotransferase enzyme family protein-like protein. Gene Ontology annotation, molecular function: protein binding. The record is from RefSeq and is a predicted model, not a curated record. Lineage: Eukaryota; Fungi; Ascomycota; Dothideomycetes; Pleosporales; Cucurbitariaceae. The coding region runs from base 76 to 1416 and encodes 446 amino acids. The transcript has a single exon.
CACAUCCUAACAGAAGUCAUCUUAAAUCAUUCACUACCUACAUCACCCUUUUCAGAGCUGUUGAAAUUCUUCCCAAUGACAGCGUACGACGAAAUUGCCGAGGUCGAGGCCGACAACGAGUGCAGAGCUUGGUUGGUAAAAGCUCUUAGCGCAAAGGACGAAAUUGUAGCCUUCGUAUCAAGCCGCCGUACAGGUUGUCCUGAAGGGGAAUUUAAUGGGUAUCUGAGGGGCUCUUUCAACUUCUGCAUCUCCGUUCGCUUCAACGAUGGAGGACCGAAGGCCAUCAUCCGGUUCCCAAAACCAGGCCACACAUUCACCGCCCGACGAGAGGAGAAGGUAAAGAGCGAGGUCCAAGUUUUAGAAUAUUUGAGAGAAAAGACAAAACUCCCCGUACCUCGUGUAACCAGCUGGGGUUUAACGCACGAAAGCCCCAAAAAUCUUGGUCCCUUUAUCAUCAUGGAUCUUGUCGAUGGCACUUCACUUACUACCCUCUUGAGGCAGCCUAUUCAGUCUGAAGAGGACGAUAUAAUUCUGAAAGAAGAUAUAGAUGCUGCCAAACUGGACUACGUCUACGAACAACUGGCGGAAUUUAUGAUUGAACUGUCUCGGCUGGACUUCGACGCCAUUGGAGCCAUAGUUAAGAACUCGGACACGGAUAAGUGGCUAGCAACUGAGAGGCCGUUUACUUAUAACAUGUACGAAAUGGCGGUAACAGUCUUGAAUUACCCUGUGGACACUUUUCCCGCUGCGCCGUUCCGGACCACCAAAGAGUAUCUCGAAUACCAAUCCGAUGAAAACCUUACUCACCUUCGCGUACAACGUAACCUGGCAAGAAAUAUACAAGAUAUCAAGAGGAGGUAUAUUGCGCGCCACCGGUUCCGACAGCUCAUUCCAAAAUAUUGCAUAGACAAUAAUGGUCCUUUCAAGCUCUUCUGUGACGAUUUACAGCCCUCAAACAUACUCGCUGACCCAGAAACUCUUAAGGUCCAUGCAAUACUAGACUGGGAAUUCACGCAUGCAAUGCCAGCACAAUUCUCCUCUGAUCCUCCGUGGUGGCUCAUUUUGAAAGGACCAGAUAUGUGGCUAGAAAAUUAUAGCAUGGAAGAGUUCCUAGCUCGCUAUAAACCUAGGUUGGAGCAGUUCCUUCGCGCCUUAGAGCGCGUGGAGACGAGAUCACCACCGAAAGAACCCAAACUAUCGACUCAGAUGCGAGAAUCCUGGAAGAGUGGUCGGUUUUGGUUCGAUUACGGGAUUAGGAAGAGCCUGGAUGUAGAUGAUAUUUACUGGGGUGCGCUUCAUCGAGAAGGGGACGAUUCGCUCGACGAGGAACAUCAGAGAAAGAUGGAAGAGUUGAUUGAAACGAAGAUGAAGGAUCUGGAAGCAUAUGACAAGGAGUGCAAGGAGAGGGGCUUAUAAGGAAGCGUAAAAGGAACGGCGUGAUGAUCGUGCUUAUUGGAACUAAAUUGAUAGAUGUAAAGAAGACAUGCGCAUAGGGCAAAGCCAGUUGGAUAUGUAUUAGACCGUAGUUGGGGUAUUAUGAGCUGAACUCGACCAACGCAGAAGUGUGCUAAGCUGCCCCCGCUGCCGCCGCAACAAUGCCG